This is a messenger RNA of Drosophila serrata, 1161 nucleotides long. It is a transcript of the gene fd96Ca, whose product is annotated as forkhead domain 96Ca. Gene Ontology annotation, molecular function: RNA polymerase II cis-regulatory region sequence-specific DNA binding; DNA-binding transcription factor activity, RNA polymerase II-specific. Lineage: Eukaryota; Metazoa; Arthropoda; Insecta; Diptera; Drosophilidae. The record is from RefSeq and is a predicted model, not a curated record. Gene Ontology annotation, biological process: cell differentiation; anatomical structure morphogenesis; regulation of transcription by RNA polymerase II.
AGUGAUGAUGUGUCCCCACAAGUGAACACUGUCCACUGUGUAAUAAUGCCAAGGCCCUCGCGCGAAUCCUACGGCGAACAGACCCCCUACUCGUACAUAUCGCUCACCGCGAUGGCCAUCUGGAGUUCGCCGGAGAAAAUGCUGCCGCUUAGCGAUAUCUACAAGUUCAUCACGGACCGCUUCCCGUACUACCGGAAGAACACGCAGCGGUGGCAAAACUCGCUGCGGCACAACCUCAGCUUCAACGACUGCUUCAUCAAGGUUCCCCGGCGGCCGGAUAGACCCGGCAAGGGUGCCUACUGGGCCCUGCAUCCGCAGGCCUUCGAUAUGUUCGAGAACGGGAGCCUGCUCCGCCGGCGGAAGCGCUUCAAGCUGCACAAGAACGACAAGGAUCUGCUCAACGAGGAGCUAACCGCUUUGGCCAACCUGAAUCGUUUCUUCUUCACCACACGGAACGGUGGCAGUGCCUCGCAUAUGGCUCCCCUGGACAUGAACAGUGCGUCCAUGAGGCUGGAUCCACUGCCAAGGACACCCAAUCAGAACCACAUACCCCCUAAUGCCCUGGGCCAGGGUGUUGGUCUGCCCGCGCAUGUGAUGCCCAGCUCCAUGGCCAAUGCGGAGCACACGAAUCUCUCGGACAUGGGACUGUCCAAUCUGCCCUCGCUAACCAGUUCCGAUAUGGAGCUGCGACCCAAGCGAUCCUUUACGAUAGAGAGUCUGAUCACGCCCGACAAGCCGGAGCAUCACUCCGACGAUGAGGACGACGAGGAUGAUCGCGUGGACAUCGAUGUGGUGGAGUGCAGCGGGAUAGCCAGAUAUCCAACCACACCCGCCUCCGCCUCCGAGGACUACAUGUCCGCCAGUCGAUCGAGCCGCGCCGAGGAUCCCCUGCCACCGCUGCAUACGAUCAAUGCCGGUGCGCAUGUGCCCUUCCUGCACUACGCGACGGGUGCCAAUGUGGCCGGACUGCAGGCUUCGGGGAUCCAUGGUAGUCCCACCACCUACGAGCUGGCUAUAUCCCAUCCGCUGUUCAUGAUGGCGGCGCCCAUCGCCAACAUGCACAACAUCUACUACAAUAAUGUCACUCUUGUGGCUCCGGCGCAGCAAUAUCGGACACCCGAGGUCCAAACUAGAAUAGACAACGACAUGCGUACGAUAUAG